This is a messenger RNA of Rangifer tarandus platyrhynchus (Svalbard reindeer), 1269 nucleotides long. NCBI's taxonomy places the organism in Eukaryota, Metazoa, Chordata, Mammalia, Artiodactyla, Cervidae. The record is from the annotation of a GenBank genome assembly.
AUGAACACCCCUGGCUCUCUUUCACUGGUGCCCGCGACCUCGGAGCCCGGGAACACCUCCUUGGCCUGGCCCCCAGAUGCUGUCCUCGGAAAUGUGUCUGCAGCGUCAAGUGCAGCAGGGCUGGCUGUCAGCGGCAUUCUGAUCCCACUGGUCUACCUGGUGGUGUGCGUGGUGGGCCUGCUGGGCAACUCCUUGGUCAUCUACGUGGUCCUGCGACAGACAGCCACCCCAUCGGUCACCAACGUCUACAUCCUCAACCUGGCACUGGCCGAUGAGCUGUUCAUGCUGGGGCUGCCCUUCCUGGCUGCCCAGAACGCCCUGUCCUACUGGCCCUUCGGCUCCCUCAUGUGCCGCCUGGUCAUGGCCGUGGAUGGCAUCAAUCAGUUCACCAGCAUCUUUUGCCUCACGGUCAUGAGCGUGGACCGCUACCUGGCGGUAGUGCACCCCACCCGCUCGGCCCGCUGGCGCACGGCGCCCGUGGCCCGCACGGUCAGCGCGGCUGUCUGGGUGGCCUCGGCCGUAGUGGUGCUCCCCGUGGUGGUCUUCUCGGGCGUGCCCCGUGGCAUGAGCACCUGCCACAUGCAGUGGCCCGAGCCGGCGGCUGCCUGGCGGGCUGGCUUCAUCAUCUACACGGCCGCGCUGGGCUUCUUUGGGCCGCUGCUGGUCAUCUGCCUCUGCUACCUGCUCAUUGUGGUCAAGGUGCGCUCCGCCGGGCGGCGGGUGCGGGCCCCCUCGUGCCAGCGGCGGCGGCAUUCUGAGCGCAAGGUCACGCGCAUGGUGGUGGCCGUGGUGGCGCUCUUCGUCCUCUGCUGGAUGCCCUUUUAUGUGCUCAACAUCAUCAACGUGGUGUGCCCGCUGCCUGAGGAGCCUGCCUUCUUCGGCCUCUAUUUCCUGGUGGUGGCCCUGCCCUACGCCAACAGCUGUGCCAACCCCAUCCUUUAUGGCUUCCUUUCCUACCGCUUCAAGCAGGGCUUCCGAAGGGUCCUGCUGCGGCCCUCCCGCCGUGUGCAAAACCAGGAGCCUCCCAUGGGGCCUCCGGAGAAGACGGAGGAGGAAGAGGAGGAUGGAGAAGGGGAGGAUCGGCACGAGGGAGCAGGGAAGCAGGGGGGCCGGGGGGAGAUGAAUGGCCGGGUCAACCAGAUCAUACAGCCAGGUCCCAGUGGACAGGAGCAGCCUCCCAGCAGCACCACCAGCAAGGAGCAUCAGUUCCUACCCCAAGAACCCUCAGCUGGGGAGAAAUCUGACACGCUGCACAUCAGCUAUCUCUAG